UUUUCCCUGACUGGCAGCAUGGAGGCCUCAGGAUGCCUGAAGUUACUGUAAAAGGUGUUAAUCAGCAGUUCUUCAUAACUCUGGCAGCCUUCCUCAAAAAGUCCAGGAAGCUGAAAGUCCCUCAAUGGGUGGACACAGUCAAGCUGGCCAAAUAUAAAGAGUUUGCCCUUUACAAUGAGGAUUGGUUCUACACAGGAGCUGCUUCCACAUCACUGCACCUGUACCUCCUUGGUGGUGCAGGGGUUGGUUCCAUGACCAAGAUCUAUGAGGGAUGGCAGAGAAGUGGUGUCAGGCCCAUCCACUUCAGCAGAGGCUCUAAGAGUGUGGCCCGCCGGGUCCUCCAAGCCCUGGAAGGGCUGAAAAUGGUGGAAAAGGACCAAGCUGGGGGCCACAAACUAACACCUCAGGGACAGAGAGAUCUGGACAGGAUCGCUGGACAGGUGGCAGCUACCAACAAGAAGCAUUAGAACAAAAGAUGCUGGGUUAAUAAAUUGCCUCAUUCAUUAAAAAAAAAAUUCACAAGUCCAGGAUAAUAGAUG
Molecule: messenger RNA, 539 nt
Organism: Mastomys coucha (southern multimammate mouse)
Lineage: Eukaryota; Metazoa; Chordata; Mammalia; Rodentia; Muridae
Product: 40S ribosomal protein S19-like
Exons: 1
Coding region: 33-467 (144 amino acids)
Biological process (GO): translation; ribosomal small subunit assembly
Cellular component (GO): cytosolic small ribosomal subunit; ribosome
Molecular function (GO): structural constituent of ribosome; RNA binding
Source: RefSeq, a predicted model, not a curated record